Fusarium graminearum PH-1 is the source of this 5064-nucleotide messenger RNA. RefSeq lists its product as uncharacterized. The transcript is spliced from 7 exons. The coding region runs from base 1 to 5064 and encodes 1687 amino acids. Gene Ontology annotation, molecular function: 3-oxoacyl-[acyl-carrier-protein] synthase activity; fatty acid synthase activity; phosphopantetheine binding. NCBI's taxonomy places the organism in Eukaryota, Fungi, Ascomycota, Sordariomycetes, Hypocreales, Nectriaceae. Gene Ontology annotation, biological process: secondary metabolite biosynthetic process; fatty acid biosynthetic process. The record is from RefSeq and is a predicted model, not a curated record.
AUGGCGCCAAACAAGAAAACAAUCCUUCUCUUCGGAGAUCAAACUGACUCCUGGGUGGAUGGAAUUGACCGGCUCUAUCAGGAUGCCGCCUCCAUCCCUUGGCUCCAAUCCUUUCUUGAUGACUUGACGCACACCUUCAAGACUCAUACAGUGGGUAUGGAUGCUGUCCUUCGAAACAGUCUAGGCGACUUUGCAAAUCUCCAGGAGCUCGCUGAGAAAUAUCGCUACACUACCGACGACGUAGGAAUGGCCCAAGCAUUCCUGAUCUACGCUGUCAGGGCAGGGAUACUCCUAAAAUGGGCAAAGUAUGAACCAAGCCUCUUGAGUACAGACGAAAAUCAACCUGAGUGGGUUGGUAUCUCUGGCGGUCUUAUCAGUCUUUCUGUCUUGGCUGUAGCUGAAACCUUUGAGAAAUUGUAUGAAGCAUGUCUCGAGGUCGCCGGUUUACUUGCCAGACUCUGUCGGUUCACCUCGGUCAAAUCCAGAAGUAUGGAAGAUCGCAGCGGUGCUUGGGGCUGGACUGUACUGGGCAUCGGGGCGAAUGAGCUUCGUAAUGCCCUAGAUCAGUAUCAGCAGAGUAUGUCGGCGGGAAGAACUGUCUCUGUUGCAGACGACCAUCCACCCAGUACGCCUCCAAAGCAACUUCCAGGACGUAUCGCUAUUGUGGGUAUGGCUGGAAGAGGCCCCGGUAGCGAUAACGUGGAGGAGUUUUGGAAUGUCAUCAUGUCUAAGCUCGAUCUCUGUGAGGAAAUCCCAGAAGAUCGCUUCAAUCUGUCAGAAUUCUACCGCUCUAAACACGACAGCGGAUGUACGACAACAACAAAGUUUGGAUGUUUUAUGGAUAAGCCGGGGCACUUUGACAACCGCUUCUUUCAUAUAUCACCUCGAGAAGCGCUUUUGAUGGACCCAGGCCAUCGACAGUUCUUGAUGACUACAUAUGAAGCUCUCGAAAUGGCUGGGUACUCAGACGGCGCAACAAGGGCUGUAGACCCAGCUAGGAUUGCCACCUUUUUUGGACAGUGCAACGAUGACUGGCAUGAUGUGAGCCACCAUACUCUUGGAUGCGACGCCUACACCCUGCAAGGUGUUCAACGUGCUUUUGGAGCUGGACGCAUUGCUUUCCAGUUCAAGUGGGAAGGCCCAACCUACUCACUCGACUCGGCUUGUGCUUCCACAGCAUCGUCCAUACAUCUCGCAUGUACCAGCCUUCUCGCCAAGGAAACAGAUAUGGCCGUCGCUGGAGCAGCCAACGUGGUUGGAUAUCCACAUUCAUGGACCAGCCUCAGCAAGUCCGGUGUAUUGUCCGACACGGGCAACUGCAAGACCUUCCGCGACGACGCUGAUGGCUAUUGCCGAGCCGACUUUGUUGGAACCGUUGUGCUCAAGCGCCUUGAAGAUGCCAUCGCACACAAUGACAAUAUCCUGGCAGUUGUAGCCGCAUCGGGAAGAAACCACUCUGGCAACUCUUCUUCCAUCACAACAUCUGAUGCCAAAGCUCAGGAAAAGUUGUAUCGAAAAAUGAUGCACAACGCAAGAGUAUCUCCAAACGAUAUAUCCUAUGUCGAGAUGCACGGCACUGGCACAAAAGUCGGUGAUCCAGCCGAGAUGGGUGCUUUGGCAAGCUUGUUUUCACACAGACGUACCCCGAAGCCUGUGGUGGUCGGAGGCGUCAAAGCAAACGUCGGACAUAGCGAAUCUGCUGCUGGAGUGGCUUCACUACUCAAGUGUAUCAUGAUGUUCCAGAAGAACAUUCUACCCCCGCAAGCGGGCAUGCCCCAUGCCCUGAACCCCAACUUUCCGCCUCUCUCUGAAAUCAAUAUCGAGAUACCAUCGGAACCGAGCACCUUUGAGUCACCAGUCUCUCAACCGAGGCGAAUCCUCCUCAACAAUUUUGAUGCAGCAGGUGGCAACGCUUGUAUCUUACUCGAGGACUUUGGCAACAAUAUGGUCAAGAAGAGCGAUCCACGAGUGCAUCAUACUGUGGUUACUUCCUCUAGAACACAGGCAUCGUAUCACGGUAACAAGGCCAAGCUCUUACAAUGGCUUCGUCAGAACCCAGGAGCAAGAAUCGAAGAUGUGGCCUAUACAACCACCGCCAGAAGGACCCAUCAUCCCAUACGCUUCGCUGUUACAGCAUCAUCAACUCAGGAGCUUAUCAGCAAGCUCGAGGCAGAUACCGCAGACAGCCCAGCCGCAAAAGAAUCCCCAGUUGUUUUUGUUUUCACAGGUCAGGGAUCUCAUUAUGCUGGUAUGGGUAGUGAGCUGUAUGAGACCAGUCCAGUCUUUCGAGAGACUGUGAAUCUCUGCGCAACUAUUUGUGAAGAACAGAACUUUCCCCCGUUUCUGGAUCUUAUCACUCAAAGCGAUAGUGAGAUGUCCGACAAGACUACUCUGGAGGUGCAACUCGCUGUUCUAACGCUAGAAAUUGGUCUUGCUGCCCUCUGGAGGUCUAUCGGCAUCCAGCCAUCCGUGGUCAUCGGUCAUUCGCUGGGAGAGUACGCCGCACUCCAUGUUUCUGGUGUUCUUUCCCUGGCCGAUGUCCUCUAUCUGGUCGGUCAGCGAGCACUUCUGAUCUUGCAGAGAUGUGAGGUAAACACAAGCGCCAUGCUUUCUGUUGCCAUGCCUGUCACAGACACUCAUGCCUUCCUCGAAGCACAGGCAGAUCCCUCCUGUGAGAUAGCCUGUGUCAACAGCACAAAUGCUUCGGUGAUCAGUGGAAGCAUAGAAAACAUCACCGAACUACAAGCAGGUCUAAAGGCACGGUCAAAGAUGCUUUCAGUACCUUACGGGUUCCACUCGUCCCAGAUGGAUCCUAUUCUGGCUGACUAUGCCGCCCUCGCCGGUGGUGUCACAUUUUCAGAACCAAAGAUCCCCGUUGCUUCAACAUUACUUGCAUCCUUGGUCGACACCUCUGGCACUUUCCACGCGGGUUACAUGGCACGACAAUGUCGACAGCCCGUCAAUUUUGUUGGCGCUCUUGAGGCAAUUCAAUCCAACUACUCGGAUCCUAUCUGGCUCGAAAUUGGACCUAGUCAGCAAGUUGUUGAACAUAUUUCCCCACCAAACAUGAAGGUUACCUUCCGAGCAUCACUUUCGGAUCCAGGAUUCAAAGCCUUGAUUGACGGCCAUAGGUUGAGAGAUAGGUCUGCUCGUUGGGAUAAGGUCUCAUACUUUAUCAGAUCCAGAGUGGAUGAGAUUGUCGCAUCGUCAAAGAGCGGGAUCAGCCACCGCCUCCAGCCUCAGAUCCUUUACGGCUUAUUUGCCAACACAGUUAAAUAUGAUGCCGCUUUCAAGUGUAUCCAAGAGGCAUAUAUAUCGAGCGACUUCCAAGAGGCUGCUGCGGUAAUUGUUCUCAACUCUGAUCCUGUGGGCACAAAGUUCGUAGCCUCGCCCUACUGGGGUGAAAGUCUUGUCCAUCUUGCUGGAUUCGUGGUCAAUUCGAACCCUAGCCGUCAGAGCCAUGACACGACGUUCAUGAUGGAUGGAUUUGAAAGCUUCGAACAGACGGUUAUCCCUGAGCCGGGAAAGCCAUACCAUACAUAUGUUCGUGUGACAGGGAAUGAGAGCGCUUCAGUCGUCUGCGACGUCUACAUUUUCGAUGACGACAAGCUGAUCAUGCAUUGUGCUGGCCUUCAUUUCCACGAGGUUGAGAAUGCUGUACUUGAUCAGCUUCUGGGAGGCACCAACACCAGCAACACCACCAGAGAUCAGCCUGCUCCUAUCAUGUCCCGGAAAGAAGUUCCAAAGCCAGUGGAUACCACUGAAAAGGUUGAGGCCGUCAGCAAUGACUCGCAGUCGGAUGCUCAUGUACUCGAUAGCAUUCUGAAGAUUAUUAGCAAGGAGACAGGAUCUGACUUGGCUGACUUCCAAGAUGACACGUUGAUUGCAGACCUUGGAGUCGAUUCUAUUAUGGCGAUCGAGAUUGCAAGCCAAGUUACUGAAGAAACUGGGAUGGACCUUCUUCCUUCCUUCAUCAUAGACUAUCCGGCUAUUGGAGACCUUCGUCGGGUAUUUGCACCCAAGUCUACGCACAUCUCACUCGACAACGACUUGUCAAGGCCAUCCCUGGUCGAUGACACUUCUCAGGCGCUGCAAAGCUCAGGCUCAGAGUCCUUUGACCAGCCACCAACAAGUGUGACAUCAACAUCGGACUCGGGUAGCAUUGUGAAGAUUGACCUUGGGCCUGAUGUUGACUCCCCAGCCCCCAAGAUCAAGAUCACCUUGCUUCAAGGACGUCCAGGCAAUGGAAGAACACCUUUCUAUCUCAUAGCUGAUGGGACGGGCACGAUAGCCACCUACAUCCAUUUGCCUCAGUUCAAAUCGCAGAUACCUAUUUACGGCAUUGACUCGCCGUUCCUCCGCUGCCCAACAAGGUUUACCACUGAUGUUGGAAUCACAGGAGCUGCGAGGUUCAUCACGGAAGCUUUGAUGAAGGCACAGCCGGAGGGCACCUUUGUACUUGGUGGGUUCUCUGGAGGUGCCAUGCUCGCAUACGAAGUUUGUCGUCAGCUGGCAGCCGCCAACCGGAAAGUGGACAGCCUUAUGCUCAUCGACAUGUGUUCCCCCCGUUCCAAGACCGUCGAGGAUAAGAACGAUAUCGGUUGGGCCAUCUUCGAGAGCAUAUCGCGACAGAAUGGCCUUUGGAGGUCAACAGACAUGACUCGACAACAUCUCCAAGCCAUAUUUGCUGCCGUUGCUACGUACCAUCCACAGCCUUUGAAGGCUAGCGAGCGACCGAAACGGACAGCGAUUAUCUGGGCCGAGAAGGGUAUGAUUGAUAGAUGUGCUGGAGACUCUGAGCUUAUGCAGAAGCUGGCUAAGCGAGGCAUCCCAACUGAGCCUUACCCUAAGUUUAUGGAAGAUUCUGAACUUGGCCCAGUUGCUUGGGGUCUUCCUCACAAGACCAAGAAUGACUUGGGGCCCAAUGGAUGGGAAAGGUAUGUUGGAGAUGCUCUCUGUUUGUCUAUGCCUGCGGAUCAUCUCGAGAUGCCUAUGCCUGGGCAUGUGCAUCUACUACACGAGAAGAUGACCCGAGCAUUUGAGUUCUUUAACGAGGCGGGGUAA